Molecule: messenger RNA, 279 nt
Organism: Haemonchus placei
Lineage: Eukaryota; Metazoa; Nematoda; Chromadorea; Rhabditida; Trichostrongylidae
Source: the annotation of a GenBank genome assembly
AUGUUAUCUCCAUUAAUGUCAUUGAUAAUCACUUUGCAGACGUUCAAUACCGGAUGUGGUGGAUGUUCCGGAAUACGAGCAUAUCGGCUACCGCCUCCACCGAUGAUGAUGAUGAUGCCUCCCCCACCGCUAAUACGUCCCAUUUAUAAUCCAUGUGGCGGUCUACCUUGUGCUCCACCGACACAAUACAUACCGCCAUGUGGUGGUGGCGGAUGCGGCAAUGUAGGACAACAAUCGGCCUACGGUAUCCCCGAUCCCAUCAUCACCGAAUCAGGUACU